AUGGCAGUCAACAUAGCCUUCACCAAGGGUCUUCCAAAAGUCGAGCUGCAUGCUCAUCUCACUGGCAGUAUCAGCGUCACGACGCUGCAUGAGAUAUGGCAGGCGAGAAAGGACAGCGACGCGUCCUUUUCAAUGGAAGACCCUCUGGUCGCCUUGCCGCUGGACAAGGUGUCUUAUGAUGUCGUCACCUUCUUUCCGCUCUUCGACAGCUACAUCUACGACCUGUGCAGCAGCGUCGCCGCCAUCCGCCGCGCCACGCUGCAGGUGCUGCGGGACUUCCGCGACGACGGGGUACGCUACCUGGAGCUCCGCACAACGCCGCGCGAGAACGUCGCCGCGGGCGUGACCAAGGAGACGUACGUGUCGACCGUGCUGAGCUGCCUCGACGAGUUUGCCGCCAGCGCCGGCUCGGAACCAGACAUGAUGCCGACGUACCUGAUCCUGUCCGUCGACCGGCGCAACACGGCCGCGCAGGCGAUGCAGACGGUGGAGCUGGCGGUGCAGUUCCAGGCCCGCGGCGUCGUCGGCGUCGACCUGUGCGGCAACCCGGCCAUGGGCGACGUGGCGGCGUUUGGCGAGGCGUUUGCGCGGGCGCGCGAGGCCGGCCUGAAGGUGACGCUGCACUUUGCCGAGAUCUCCGAGUCGGCGACGCGCCGCGAGCUGCAGGCGCUGCUCGGCUUCCGGCCCGACCGGUUAGGCCACGUCAUCCACGUUCCUGACGAUUUUCGUGACGAGAUCGCGCGCCGCGAUAUUGGGCUCGAGCUGUGCCUCUCGUGCAACGUGCACGCCAAGCUCAUCCCGGGCGGGUUUGCUGAUCACCACUUUGGCUACUGGAAGGACACGGGCUGCUCCAUCAGCCUCUGCACGGACGACGUUGGCAUAUUCCGCAGUUCCGUCUCGAACGAAUAUCUCCUAGCCGCGGAGCACUUUAGUCUCGGGCGCGCGGAUCUGUUGAAGCUCAGCAAGAGGGCGGUAGAUUCUAUAUUCGGCGGUGAGGCGGAAAAGGAGAGGAUGCGCCGACUCUUGACGGAGUUUGAGGCUAGCUUAUAA
Molecule: messenger RNA, 1050 nt
Organism: Lasiosphaeria miniovina
Lineage: Eukaryota; Fungi; Ascomycota; Sordariomycetes; Sordariales; Lasiosphaeriaceae
Product: adenosine deaminase
Exons: 4
Coding region: 1-1050 (349 amino acids)
Biological process (GO): adenosine catabolic process; inosine biosynthetic process
Molecular function (GO): adenosine deaminase activity
Source: RefSeq, a predicted model, not a curated record